Molecule: messenger RNA, 426 nt
Organism: Penicillium soppii
Lineage: Eukaryota; Fungi; Ascomycota; Eurotiomycetes; Eurotiales; Aspergillaceae
Exons: 1
Coding region: 1-426 (141 amino acids)
Source: RefSeq, a predicted model, not a curated record
AUGCAAAAGGCGGGCAAUCAGCUUUGGCAGGAGCACCGGAACCUGCAAGAGCACUGCCGAGACUUGACCACCAGACUCGCCCUAGCUCAGAGGGUGGAGACUGGCAAUGUCGAGGCAGUCAAAGCUCAGCUUGACGCCCUGAAGCAUGAGCAGGCCGCGCACCUUGAAUCGGUGCGAAUCGAAUACGAGGGGAAGUUGAAGGAGGAAAGAAAGGCAGAUGAGGCCGAAAUGAAGGCACUGCAAGGCCAAGCAGAGGAUUGGGUAAGUAGCCAACUGAAAAUUGCCUCAAAGAAAGCUGAGUGCAAUCUCGUCCAAGUCUGCGCCGACCUUCGAGCCACAUUUGCGCAGGAGAAGCAGUCCCUGCAGAGGGAGAAUGACUCGCUCCGUGAUCGGGCGGCCAAAAUGGAGAGUGAUAUCGAUAAGUAA